This is a messenger RNA of Fragaria vesca subsp. vesca, 1587 nucleotides long. Its product is annotated as glutamate receptor 3.3-like. The record is from RefSeq and is a predicted model, not a curated record. The coding region runs from base 1 to 1587 and encodes 528 amino acids. Gene Ontology annotation, cellular component: plasma membrane. Gene Ontology annotation, molecular function: signaling receptor activity; ligand-gated monoatomic ion channel activity. The transcript is spliced from 6 exons. NCBI's taxonomy places the organism in Eukaryota, Viridiplantae, Streptophyta, Magnoliopsida, Rosales, Rosaceae.
AUGAAUAUAGCUUUGCUUCUGCUUUUUUUGGUUUUCUGUAAUAGUUCUCACUCUAGGGGACUCAUUACUAAUGUCACCACAAGACCUGAAGUAUUGAACAUUGGUUCGAUAUUCACUUUCGAUUCCGUCAUUGGCAAAAUCGCAAAACUUGCAAUAUCAACUACAGUUGAAGAUGUGAACUCCAAUCCCAACAUUCUCAAUGGAACAAAGCUCUCACUCAAAUUGCACAACACCAAAUCGAGUGACUUCCUCGGAAUUGUUGAAACUUUGCAGUUUAUGGAGAAUGACACAGUGGCCAUAAUUGGCCCUCAAUUCUCAGCAACAGCUCAUGUUAUCACACACAUAGCAAAUGAGCUCCAAGUGCCUUUGCUAUCAUUUGCAGCAACUGAUCCCACUCUAUCUCCUGUUCAGUACCCUUUCUUUGUUCGAACAACAUUUGAUGGUAUAGUAGGAGAUAUUACAAUCACUACAAACAGAACAAAGAUGGUGGAUUUUACACAACCUUAUAUUGAGUCAGGGCUAGUUGUGGUUGCUCCAAUAAGGAAGAUGAAUUCUAGUGCUUGGGCUUUUCUGAGACCUUUUAGUCCAAUGAUGUGGGGUGUUACUGGUGUGUUCUUCCUAGUUGUGGGAGCAGUUGUUUGGAUUUUGGAGCGCAGGACUAAUGAGGAUUUCAGGGGGCCUCCAAGAAGGCAAUUUGUCACAAUUGUUUGGUUUAGCUUUUCGACUUUGUUCUUCUCCCAGAAAGAGAAAACUGGCAGCACACUUGGUCGCUUUGUGCUGAUCAUAUGGCUAUUUGUAGUACUAAUACUCAACUCCAGCUACAUUGCAAGCUUGACGUCGAUCCUCACAGUGGAGCAACUUUCUUCACCUGUGAAAGGGAUUGAAAGUUUAGCAACAAGCAGUGAUCCCAUUGGUUUUCUAAGGGGUUCCUUUGCUGAAGCUUACUUAACCGACGAGCUGAACAUACAUCACAGCAGACUCUUUCCCCUUAACUCGCCGGAAGACUAUGAGAAGGCCUUGAAGAAUGGUCCUAGUGCAGGUGGUGUUGCUGCAGUGAUUGAUGAGCGUGCUUACAUGGAGCUCUUCCUCUCUAGUCGAUGUGGAUACAGUAUUGUUGGUCAAGAGUUCACCAAAAUUGGUUGGGGAUUUGCCUUUCCAAGGGACUCGCCAUUGGCAAUCGACAUGUCGACCGCAAUAUUGAAGCUAUCGGAGAACGGAAACCUUCAAAAGAUUCAUGACAAAUGGCUAAUGAAAAGUGCUUGCAGUGCAGAAGGAGCAAAGCAGGCAGUAGACCGCCUUCAGCUGAAGAGCUUCUGGGGCCUCUUUCUACUAAGCGGCAUUGCUUGCUUUCUUGCUCUUAUUCUUCAUGUUCUUCGCAUGGUUCGACAGUACUACCGGCAUGUAGAUUCCGACAUUGAGAGCUCGCAAUCUACACGACGACUCAAGUCGUUUGUUUCAUUUGUAAAUAAGAGGGAACGAGAAGUGAAAAGCAGGUCCAAGAGAAGAAGGACAGAGAAUAAAGCCUCAAGUAAGAUAGUGCAUGAUCAAGAAUGCAGCAGUAGUGAUGGUUUGGAGCGGGAAGUCUAA